UACGAAUCACAGUAUCUUCAUAAUAGUUUUGUGCGUCUGUUAUAAAAUGCGAUCAUUGUUACAAAGGAAUGAACGAAAAUAUUUCAAUUAACGUUAAACGUAGUCAAUUUUGAUGUAUACAAACCUGCUCACCCAGUAUAAUCCAGUGUGGAUUAUACUGCUCCCUGUUGUCUGCAUUUGGAACUGCACCGCGACACGGCGGGAUAAGCGAGGGGAGCGACGCUCUGUGCUGUAGAUAUCUAUCUGUUAUCAUGUCUGACGAUGACAAACUACCGUCUGGAUGGGAGAAACGCAUGAGUCGGAGUUCAGGCAGGGUUUACUACUUCAAUCACAUCACCAACGCCAGUCAGUGGGAGAGACCGACCGGCGCGGGCGACGGCGCGGGCGCCGUGGACAAGGUGCGCUGCUCGCACCUGCUCGUCAAACACAACCAGUCGCGCAGACCGUCGUCCUGGAGGGAGGAGCACAUCACCCGCAGCAAAGAAGAAGCGCUGCAGCUCAUACAGAAGUAUAUAGAACAGAUAAAGUCUGGUGAAGAGGACUUUGAGACUUUAGCAUCUCGGUUCAGUGACUGCAGUUCAGCACGGAAUGGAGGAGACCUCGGCGUGUUUGGCAGGGGUCAGAUGCAGAAGCCGUUUGAAGAGGCCUCCUUUGCUCUGAAGAUCGGUGACAUGAGCGGCCCCGUGUUCACUGAUUCUGGUGUUCACAUCAUCCUCCGCACAGGAUAGAGUUCUGCAAUAGGAUCCCUGUUCUAGCCCCUCCAACUUACCAUCCCUCCAACCAUCCAUGCAUCCCUGUCUUUCCUAGUACAUGAAGAGCCCUGGACUUUUAACAAACAUGGCUCACCUCACCUCAGUUUUCACUUUCACUCAACAUAAACACACAUACACAAACAUGCAUGGUUGUUUUUCUGAAAUGCCCCCUCCCCACGCAUGUUUUUUUCUGCAUCCUAAUGAUGUUGCCUGGCCAAUGACCUGAGCUCUCUUUCUCUUUUUUAUAUUUUUAAGAUGCAUAGACCAACAGUAAAGUGUCUUGUUUAAAGAUCUUGGUGGAAUAGUCAUAAGAAUGAAAUGCUAGUUCAUUAUUUUGUGUGAUAAAACAGCAGCAGUUGCACUGGGUGGAUGAAAUCCUUUUGUUUUUUUUAACCGUAUGAGUUUUAUUUCUCCCCCCUGGCUGAUUCACUUUAAAUUUCAGCAUGACCGUUUUGGGUAAGAAUAAGCUCCUGUCUUUACCCCCCCAAAUGAUGUCCAGCAUACCCCAGUCCCAAGGUCAGCCCUCCCCCACACUGCACAGUAUAGUGCUUUGCUACUCCGAGGUAUCUAAGUUUGCCCAAAAAGGCUCUGUUGCUUAGUGAUAAAGCUGAACUAACCUAGGAGUCUUAGAGUAAAUGCCAUACAGUAAAGCUGCACAGGACCAGUUUAUGGAGGGCAACAAACAGUGACAUCAUCAACCAGCAGCUAGAAAUAUCUUUCCUGCUCCUUUGACCAUCUCUUGGCAUCAUCUGUCUGUACCAUUACACUCAUGAAUUUAUCCUCAGUAUGAUGUCAAACUUGAAAUGAUAGACAAUGACCAAUAAAGCUGAUCAAAUGAAAAGUGCAGGUUUGUCUUUGUGAGUGUGUACUAACAAUAUGAUCUUAAUGAGUGUGUAGUCUGAGAUACAAUAUCUUCAUCAAAGCAUUAGGUUGUGUAGAGAAAUGCCUGUCCAGCAGAGUUUGACCAGUAAAGAUGAUCAUAUGGUCUUGACUCGAUUAGUUGAGGUCUUGGGAUAGACUCUGCCUCUCUUUUCUUUCGAUGGUCUUGAUCUACACAACGGUAAAUAAACGUACACACAAAUGUGUAUACCAUGUAUAACUAUGUAUGUGACAAAUAAACCAAACUUGAACUUGAAA
Electrophorus electricus (electric eel) is the source of this 1889-nucleotide messenger RNA. It is a transcript of the gene pin1, whose product is annotated as peptidylprolyl cis/trans isomerase, NIMA-interacting 1. Gene Ontology annotation, cellular component: nucleus; cytosol. The record is from RefSeq and is a predicted model, not a curated record. NCBI's taxonomy places the organism in Eukaryota, Metazoa, Chordata, Actinopteri, Gymnotiformes, Gymnotidae. Gene Ontology annotation, molecular function: protein binding; peptidyl-prolyl cis-trans isomerase activity.